CAACGAAGAUAAGAGGGCCCUGACCUGGAAGAUCCUGCCAAAGAAAGCCUGUAAAAACCUGAUGAAUGUUCUGAACAAUCUCUACCAGCAACUGGUGGACGGUCAGCAGCGUCCUGAUGGCCUAUUGGAGCUGAGUAUGAGUGACUGUACGGAGCUGGCCUGUGGGAAGAGCCUCCACAGCCUGGAGAUGGAGAUACAGGAAGCCUUCCUCAGGUUCAUGGCGGCCAUCUUGAAAGGCUACCGCUCAUACCUGAGACCCAUCACUCAGGCCCCGUCUGAGAAGACUACUGAUGCCUCCUCUCUCUUUGACCUGCAAGGGUUCCUGAAGAGCAGAGACCGGUCCCACCAGAAGUUCUACUCCCUGAUGACCAAGACUCAGAUGUUCAUCAGAUUCAUAGAGGAGUGCUCCUUCGUCUCAGACAAAGACGCCAGCUUGGCCUUCUUCGAUGACUGUGUGGACAAG
Salvelinus namaycush (lake trout) is the source of this 463-nucleotide messenger RNA. RefSeq names its product C-myc promoter-binding protein-like. Lineage: Eukaryota; Metazoa; Chordata; Actinopteri; Salmoniformes; Salmonidae. The record is from RefSeq and is a predicted model, not a curated record. Gene Ontology annotation, cellular component: cytoplasmic vesicle. Gene Ontology annotation, biological process: regulation of Rab protein signal transduction. The annotation marks the transcript as partial. The transcript is spliced from 3 exons.